Messenger RNA from Micropterus salmoides (largemouth bass), 4629 nucleotides. It is a transcript of the gene tie1, whose product is annotated as tyrosine kinase with immunoglobulin-like and EGF-like domains 1. Gene Ontology annotation, biological process: positive regulation of kinase activity; cell surface receptor protein tyrosine kinase signaling pathway; multicellular organism development. Gene Ontology annotation, cellular component: signaling receptor complex. The coding region runs from base 238 to 3654 and encodes 1138 amino acids. Lineage: Eukaryota; Metazoa; Chordata; Actinopteri; Centrarchiformes; Centrarchidae. The transcript is spliced from 24 exons. The record is from RefSeq and is a predicted model, not a curated record. Gene Ontology annotation, molecular function: ATP binding; protein binding; transmembrane receptor protein tyrosine kinase activity.
GAGAAAGCUUGCUCUAUGCUCUAUGCUUGUUAGUGUGACGGACCGUGAUACCAUCUCUGUACGCUAUAUAGGACGGCUUGUAAUCGUUAACGAAAAUUUUUUACACCUGAAUUGGAGUUCUGGGUGAUUCGCCAAGUUAUGCGUAAAAAAGCGCACCACUCGUCGUGACGCGGCGUCACCGUUUCGGAUGUACUACUCUUCCUGUAAAUCUAAUUUAGUUAGGACAGCUUUUUCCCAAUGAGGAUUAUAAAUAUCAUGAGGACUUUGUGGGUAUUUGUAUUGUGCUUCCUUGAUUUAUCAGGGGCUGUGAUCGAUUUGACAAUGAUCUCCACAGCAGAGGUCACCAAUGUCAAUCACUUCAGCAUCUCUUGUAUCAAUGGAGAGCGCAGCCCGGCCCAGGUUGAGCUGGACAUCAAGAGAGACAACAAAAUCCUCAUAUUCCCCAGGAAACCAAAUUUUAAAGUGCAUAAGCCCAGGAACAAGGAGGCGGUAGCCAGAGACUUCCGCGAUCUCGAUCACAUUGGUAUCUUCUACUGUGAAUCCACUCAGGAAGUUCCUCCACUUGAGAUGGUUACAAUGAUCAACAAUUUUAGGAGAGCAAAUGUUGUUCCGACUCACCUUACACUGACUGCUAACAAAGGAGAAACAGUUCACCUCAGCAUGCAGCUACUCAGCUAUCAAAAGAGAGAUGUAACCUGGAAGUACAACGGAAACUACUUUUCUAUGACUCACUCGGACGAUAUGAUCAAUCACACUGCUGUACUGACAGUGGAGAAUGCAGCUUUUGCCAAUCAAGGCAUCUACAGUGCCAGCUAUAUGGGGGACAGUCCCCUUCAGGGCGCCUGGAUGAGGCUCAUUGUCAGAGACUGUCCCACUAAGAAGUGGGGUCCUUACUGUGACAAGGACUGUCCAGAGUGUCUCAACGGCGGGAUGUGUCAUGAUGUCGACGGAGACUGUAUAUGCCCUCCAGGAUUCAUGGGAACGCGUUGUGAGACAGCCUGCAGAGAAGGAAUGUUUGGCCGAAACUGCCAGGAGUCAUGUGGCUCUGACCUGAACUGCAAGGGGCUUCGCUUCUGCCUACCCGACCCUUACGGCUGCUCCUGCGCCAGCGGUUGGUUUGGGAAACGCUGUGAGGAGGUGUGCCAUAAUGACAUGUAUGGGCCAGACUGCAUUUUCAGCUGUAAAUGCCAGAAUGGAGGAGUUUGCAGCCGUUUUAGUGGAUGCCAGUGUCCCACAGGGUGGCGAGGACAGAAUUGUGAGAAGUCCGACCGGGCUCCCCAGAUCUUGGAUGUGGAUAGUAAUUUGGAGUGGAAUUUGAACUCCAGCCCCAAGAUCUCUUGUUCAGCCACUGGCAACCCCCUGCCCAGCCACAACAGCAUUGAGCUGCGAAAGUUGGACAGCACUGUGCUUAAGGCCACUCUCACUACAAUGGACUCAAAUAAGAGUACAGCCACAUUUGAGAUCCCUCGUCUGACUGCUCUGCAAGGAGGCUUGUGGGAGUGCAGGGUGUCCACCAAUGGAGGCCAGGACUCCCGCAAGUUCAACCUCACCAUUAAAGAGCCCCCUGUGCCCACUACUGCUCCCAAACUGCUGGAAAAAAGGAGUAAGCAGCUGCUGGUUAUGCCGGUGGACUCCCACAGAGGAGACGGCCCCAUUGUCUCCACCAGGCUCCUCUACAAGCCUGUGGAUAACGGAGACUCUUGGUCCUCCAUCAUAGUUUAUAGUGAAAAAGAGCCCAUCACGCUGAUGAACCUGGAGCCUUCAACACGCUACCGUGUCCGUGUCCAGCUGAGUCGUCCUGGGGAAGGAGGAGAGGGGGCCCCGGGGCCAGAGGCCAUCAUGGAGACUGAUUGUCCUGAGCCCACAGUUCAACCUGAGAUUGACAUCAGCUCGGUGGAAGGCCGCAAUGCCACUAUACGCUGGCAACUGCCUGCCAACAAUCGCAUUAAUGCUGGCACAGCCACUGGCUUUUUAGUACAGCUCUUCGGGCCACCACCCUACAGGGAGAAACUACUGGAGGAGACCACCCUGCUCAAUGUGCUUUCCACAAAGUUCCACAACCUGGAGUACCAGCAAGACUACACCGUGGCGGUGCGCCUCAUCAGCUGUGGCAGCCAGGGGCCGCCCUCUAAACCCUACCACUUCCGCAUCAACAGCCAGGGUCCAUCAUCCCCACGCAACGUCCAGGCCCUGCCUUUGUCCAUAUCAGCCAUCCAGGUGAGGUGGCAGCCCCCUGAAGAUCCCAAUGGAGGCAUCAUUAAAUACAUCAUAGAGUACCAGCCAGUUGGCCAGGGGAGCCCCCACCCUUGGGUGGACACAGAUGAUGGAAACAAGACCACCAAAGAUGUGACAGCACUCAAUGGCAGCACGCUGUACCAGUUCAGAGUGAGGGCUUUCUCCAAAGUGCCAGGAGAGUGGAGCAAGUUUGCUCAGGCGAUGACACAAGGGGAUGGCCUUCAGAGUCUAACUCCGACCACCCAGGGUGUGGCUGGGCGGCCUGCUGGGGACAGUUACCAACUGUUGGUGGCGGUGGUGGGCUCGGUAACGGUCACCUGUGUGACUAUCCUGCUGGCGCUGUUGGUUCUUUUCUUCAUCCGCAAGACACUGCUCAACCGGCGGCGCACGUUCACCUACCAGUCUGGAUCGGGUGAGGAAACUAUUCUGCAGUUUAACUCAGGGACUCUGACCCUGACACGGAGGCCCAAACCAUCUCCAGAGCCCCUCACCUAUCCAAUCCUGGAGUGGGAGGACAUAAAGUUUGAAGAUGUCAUUGGAGAGGGCAACUUUGGACAGGUAAUCAAAGCCAUGAUCAAGAAAGAUGGCAGCAAAAUGAGCGCAGCCAUCAAGAUGCUGAAAGAGUUUGCCUCAGAGAAUGACCACAGAGACUUUGCAGGGGAGCUGGAGGUGCUGUGUAAACUAGGCCAGCAUCCUAACAUAAUCAACUUGAUAGGAGCCUGUGAGAACAGAGGUUACCUGUACAUAGCUAUCGAAUACGCUCCCUAUGGUAACCUUCUCGACUUCCUGAGGAAGAGUAGAGUCUUGGAGACCGAUCCUGCUUUUGCCAAGGAACAUGGCACUGCUUCCACCCUCACCUCCCAGCAGCUGCUGCAGUUUGCUGUAGACGUGGCAACAGGGAUGCACUACCUAAGUGACAAACAGUUCAUCCACAGGGAUUUGGCAGCCAGGAAUGUCCUUGUUGGGGAUAACCUUGUGGCAAAGAUAGCAGACUUUGGCCUGUCCCGCGGUGAGGAAGUUUAUGUUAAGAAGACAAUGGGGAGGCUGCCUGUACGCUGGAUGGCCAUUGAGUCCCUGAACUACAGUGUGUAUACGACCAAGAGUGAUGUGUGGUCUUUUGGUGUUCUUCUCUGGGAAAUUGUAAGCUUAGGUGGCACACCAUAUUGUGGGAUGACAUGUGCUGAGCUUUAUGAAAAACUGCCACAAGGCUACAGGAUGGAGAAACCCAAAAACUGUGACGAUGAGGUUUAUGAGCUGAUGAAGCAGUGCUGGAGGGAUCGGCCCUAUGAGAGACCCCCCUUCUCCCAAAUCUCUGUCCAGCUCAACAGGAUGCAGGAGGCAAGGAAGGCUUAUGUGAACAUGGCUCUCUUUGAGAACUUCACCUACGCUGGGAUAGACGCCACAGCCGAGGAGGCCUGACUACCAGUCCCCCCAGACCCUAGCAUGCCACAUAGCCCCAUGAGGAAGUCCCGAGGAUGGUCGCCACGUUACUGCCACCUUCCUGCCUCUCAACGCCGAGACAGGAGGACCAGGCGCUCUACCAAAGCCACCCAGCUAUAGAUGGAGAACUGUGAAAGGACACUGUGUGGAGGUAUCAGAGACGUUAAGAGAUGUGGAGUAUUGCUGGGCCUUGGAUGGAGAAAUGUGAUUGCCACUGACUGGGAAAUAUUGAGCCCCUAUCGCUACAAAACACUCCCAUGAAAACAACACAACAUUGUACCUAUUGCUCCUACAAAAGUUACAAUGCUGGACUCUUUUCUCUGAGUGUUGAGGAGAAGUGGCAAAUAAGGAGCUAUGUGACUUGCUGAAACACCACAGGGUCUGUGGGGUGUCAACGCUGGACUUAAUUUUCUCUCCAUUACUCUUUAUGGAGAAGGAAAUAUUUUCAUUAAGAUGAAAUUUAAAGGACACAGUGUGGAUCAUAAACAUUCAAGCUCUCAGACUUAAAAAAGGAUGAAAGACACAUACAAUGUAGCACUUAAAACCAGCCUCAUUCAUGCCAUCUGUGUCUUUUACUGUUUGCCUAUCACUGCCAUGUGAAUGUAACUAUUGUAUGUAUUUGUCUCUUUUUAAAGGUCAAGUAGAUAUAUCAAAGACUUCUAUUCGAAUGUAGUUACAGACCGAUAUAAAUGCAAUCAUGGUAGAUUCACCAUGUGUUGCAUGCAAAGCUCCACCACAAGUUGUUUGGAAAAUGCUACUAAUACAGAGCAGAUUCACAGCCAGUGUACUCGCUAUUAGUUACCUUUAACGCUAUGAAACCUAACACAAUGUAUGGUAAUAUAUCCAUUAUAGGAGAAUGUACAGUGUGUUUUCAUUAACUGAUUCCUUAAAUAAAGGUUUUGCGUGGUGACUGGACUCAUCACUGCAAGCAAUUGGUCCAUUUGCAUAAGUCCA